This is a messenger RNA of Paramecium sonneborni, 579 nucleotides long. Lineage: Eukaryota; Ciliophora; Oligohymenophorea; Peniculida; Parameciidae. The record is from the annotation of a GenBank genome assembly.
AUGUCAAAUCAUUUUCCUUAAGAAAGCUAUGAUAUUUUUGAUUUACAAACUGCUUUGGAAUACUUACCAGAUGAAACAAUGGUAAAAGGGGCUAUCACGCUAUUUUUAGAAUACUUUGAAGAUGGAAAAGGAUUUGAUGAGUUAAUAAUUUUAUAUGAAAAAGGAGGUUGGUAGCAAGUUGGAACACCAGCUUAUUUAAAAUUUGAAUAAUUGGCUCAUUCAAUUAAAGGAAGUUGUAGAUAUUUAGCUCUUCAUCGACUUGAAAAAAAGUUAGAAUUGUUGCAGUUUUUCAUUAGGGAUGGUAAAGAAAUAUAAGUAGCCUCUAUUUUGAAUGAGGUUUUAGAAUAAUGUCCUUAUGCUUAAAGAGCUAUUUUAAAGUAUAUGGAAAUGCCUGAUGAAAAAGUUAAGCAUUACAAAUUUGUUAAACCAUUUUAUGAUACAUAUGGUAAUAUCCAAAUAUAUCAUAAACUCAAUUACAAUUUUCAUAAAUAAAAAAAUAAUAUGUCGACCGUCAAUCAUAAACAACCUUAUCAAUAAUAAAUUAAAAGCACUGAUUAAGACUAGUGCUAAUUAUUUUGA